Messenger RNA from Pyrus x bretschneideri (Chinese white pear), 959 nucleotides. RefSeq lists its product as uncharacterized. NCBI's taxonomy places the organism in Eukaryota, Viridiplantae, Streptophyta, Magnoliopsida, Rosales, Rosaceae. The record is from RefSeq and is a predicted model, not a curated record. The transcript has a single exon. The coding region runs from base 108 to 740 and encodes 210 amino acids.
CCACAAACAACUCCCUCCACUACCAAGUUUAAUCCAAGAAAACCGAACCGACAAAACAAAAGCAGGGAAAGUUUCCUCCCCAUUUCAUACCAGAAAACAAAAGAAACAUGGCUGAGAAAACCAACCAAGCCUAUCCCUUGGCCACGGCAAAUGGUUACCAGAGAAGUGAUGCAGAGUCUUUGCAAUCAGCCGAUGAGCUCAAACGCAAGAAGAGAAUCAAGUUGGCCAUUUAUGUCGGUGUUUUCAUUGUGUUUCAGAUCAUUGUCAUAACUGUGAUCAGUCUCACUGUCAUGAAAGUUAAGACCCCUAAGGUCAGGCUAGGCAACAUUGACGUCCAAGAACUCAAUUCCGUCCCGGCAACACCUUCAUUCGACACAAAAUUCACAACCCAAAUCAAGGUGAAAAACACAAACUGGGGUCCUUACAAGUUUGAUGCAAGCACUGUCACGUUUUUGUACCAAGGCGCAGCUGUUGGGCAAGUAGUUAUUCCAAAGAGCAAGGCUGGAAUGCUUUCCACCAAAAAAAUGAAUGUUGAGGUGAGCUUGAGUUCGAGUGCAUUAAGCGGUUCCAAUCUUGGCAGUGAAUUGAGCAGCGGGGUGUUGACCCUCAACAGUGCGGCUAAGGUGACUGGAAAGGUUGAACUGAUGCUUAUAAUGAAGAAGAAGAAGUCUUCCACCAUGGACUGCACCAUUGCAUUUGAUCUGUCAGCCAAGAAGCUCAAAAGUUUGCAAUGCAAGUGAAAACAGAGUUGCUACUUGGCAUUAGAGUUAGUACUAGUACUCUACAUCUUUGCGAGUGAUCAAGUCUAGUUAUUGGAUUUUUUAAUUCGUUGAUCUUUAUAUUUCCUCUAUACGUAUAUUUAUUGUUCAUAAUGGUAUUUUGGUUUUCGAAUUACUAGAUGUUGUCAUUUGUUUUACAGUGCCUGAUUUUUAUUAGUGACGGAGACAGAAUUUUGCUUA